AUUGUAUAAGGAUGUGAAGCACUUACCAAUUCGAAUCUCCCGUUUUCGCAACCCCCCUGUCAGGUCCAUUCGCGCUCUUUCGGUGCCCCAACCCGCUUGCUUGAUUCAUUGGCGGGUCUCGGGUGGAGGCUAAAACGAAGCACUGAGAACGAGAAAAAAAAAAAGAACAAACCGGAAAAAUCCCUUGCCCCAGCAAGUCUUGCUCCACGGACCAGACAGCUCCGAGUGUUCAACUGGUGGACUACAAUCCUAAAUCCUGUUGAUCGUCACUCUCAAGUUAUUCAUACAGACUCGAGUCUUCCCAGCAGCUUGUAGCUCUCUUAGCUCUCUUUUACUGCCACUACUUAUACUCUACCGCAGUUCUACGCAUUGUACGGAGUAUUGACUUAUCGUCAGACGAUCAAGAAUCCCCACUAUAUUCCACCAGCGUUUUUGCUUGACCCAGACGGGUUACCGCGUCAAGCUAGCGCCCUCCUCCCUAAACUUCCCGCGCGGUGGGGUUCGCAGGUUCCUGUCUGACCGAGCGCGCGAAAGGGCCUAUCCAGAGCCAAGGGUCAAAAGCUAAUACUCAACCAAUUUUUUUUCUCGUGUUUUUGAUCUUCUUCGCCGGAAAUACAUCAAGGACCUAUCGCAUCUAACUCGGCAGGGAAGCGCCUUUCGUCUCUUGCGAGUCAAGCUUCUGGGUUUCGGUCUUUCGCUUCCGACAUUUCUGGUGUUCUUCGGCCGACUACUCAAUCGCUUCCAUGGUGCAUGAACGGGAUGACCUCGUCGUCGGUCGCGAUGACCUGAUCGCCGACGGAGAGGGUGAUCGUAGCUCGAUUGAGGCCAAAGAUGAUGCUGCUCUGCUACGAACGAUGGGCUACAAGCCGGUGUUGCACCGAACGUACACGUUCUUCGAGAACUUUGCCACCACUUUUGCGGCGCUUUACUUUGUCGGUGGAGUGCGCGUUACUUUUAGUACUGGUAUUGCCGCUGGUGGAAACUUGGCCUACUGGACUAGUUACCUGGUCACUAUGGUCUUCACUUUCAUUACUGCUGCCGUCAUUGCUGAAGUUUGCUCGGCGUCGCCGUCUGCUGGCUCUAUCUAUCUCUGGGCUGCCGAGGCUGGUGGUCCCCGUUUUGGAAGACUUCUCGGUUUCGUGGUGGCUUGGUGGAGUACUACGGCCUGGACGACUUUCUGCGCAAGCAACACGCAAGCGGCUGUCAACUACAUGCUUGCUGAGCUCACCGUGUUCAAUGUCGACUUCCCUCAAGACACCGACAGUGUCAAGUUCCGUGCCGUUCAGUGGAUUUGCACAGAGGUGUUGCUUGCCCUGGCGGCUUUAUUGAACUUCUUACCUCCCCGUUACUUCAAGUAUGUCUUCUGGGUCUCUGCCGGCUUCGUCAUGCUCGAUUUCUUCUUGAACCUCAUCUGGCUUCCUAUUGGUACCGCCCAGACCUGGGGAUUCCGUUCAACUCACGAAGCCUUCAUGACCACUUACAACGGCACCGGUGCCCCCGCUGGCUGGAACUGGUGUCUCUCUUAUUUGGCUACCGCCGGUAUCCUGAUUGGAUUCGAUGCUUCCGGUCAUGUCGCCGAGGAGACUAAAAAUGCCUCUAUCACUGCUGCACGUGGCAUCUUCUGGAGUACCGUUGCUAGUGGUUUCGGUGGUUUGGCUACCAUCAUCCUCUUCUUGUUCUGCGCUCCCACCGCCGAUGUGUUGAUGGAGUUUGGCUCCCCUCAACCAUUCGUUCCCCUCUAUGCCGUCGUUCUCGGCAAAGGUGGUCACAUCUUUAUGAACAUCAUCUGCAUCGUUGCUCUGUGGCUGAACACCGCCAUCGCUAUCAUCGCUGCUUCCCGCCUCGUCUUCGCCGUCGCCCGUGACGGCGUCCUUCCAUUCUCAGGCUGGGUAUCCAAGGUUCACGGUGGCCAACCACGUAACGCCGUCAUCGUCGUCUGGGGCGUCGCCGCCCUGGUGACCUGCACCAUCCUGCCCUCCAACGUGGCUUUCACCUCCCUCGUCUCGGCGGCCGGUGUUCCCAGCGCCGCUGCGUACGGUCUGAUCUGUCUGGGCCGUCUCUUCUGCACGCCGAACCGCUUUCCCAAGCCGCAGUGGAGUCUGGGACGAUGGAGUAAGCCGUUCCAGUUCAUCGGCGUCUUCUGGAAUGGAUGGGUCGUUGCUAUCCUGUUCUCGCCGUACGCGUGGCCGGUUACCGGGCAGACUUUGAAUUACGCUCCUAUCAUUAUGGCUGGUGUCACUAUCCUCGCUCUGGCUUCGUACUUUAUCAUGCCCGAGAGCGCCUGGCUUCCGCGGAACCGUAUCGCCCAUUUCAUUGAUAGCAAGGGUGCUGCAAACGUCACUGAGACCGUGGAGGAAGUUACCCCUUCGGCUCAGAAUGAUAUGGCUCAGAGAUCUUGAUGGAUCUUUGAAGAUGGGGGUUUGACAAACAAACAAAAAGUGUCUGAUGAUGCAUCGCUUUGAGGUCAUCUGAAGGGAAGAGAGUUGAAAGUUUAUUUGAAUAUGUCGCGUUUGCCUUUGUGUAUAUGAUCUAUGAGGAGAUGGUAUAUAAUUUUGUGUGAUUUAGAUUAGGGGGCUUUUAUAAUGAUGAAUGGCGCCUACUAGUGUAAAUACCAGAGUGGGUUGCUCUGUUUCCAACUUUUUUUUUGUAGAUCCCUGCGUUUAUGUCAAGUCUACUAUUACUCACCCUU
Molecule: messenger RNA, 2689 nt
Organism: Penicillium brasilianum
Lineage: Eukaryota; Fungi; Ascomycota; Eurotiomycetes; Eurotiales; Aspergillaceae
Source: the annotation of a GenBank genome assembly